CGUCACGCGACUGACAUAAUUUUUACUAAGAGUCGUAAAAAAUAAUAGGGUACUGUGAUCCCGCAGGCCCUGCGUCCGUUGAGCUUUAUUUUACGGACCUUCCUCUUCCGUGACUGAGUUGAUGGAUACGGCAAAAAGCGACUGACAUCCGAAGAAUGUUCAUGCAAAUUGAUUGGCUUGCCGGCCGAAAUAACGUAUUCUGAUUGGUUUACAAAAACUGACGACUUUGACCCAAUAUUUACGGUAUUCGAAGUGUGAUUCAGCCUGUAUUUUCUUAUAAUAAUUAAAGCUUUCAUAAACCGAUACCGUGUAAUUAAAAUUUCGGACCAAACGAAAGCAAUUAGGUGAGCUUUUUCGGACCAAAUGAAAGCAAUCAAAGGCUUUUCGGACCAAAUGAAAGCAAUCAAAGGCUUUUCGGACCAAAUGAAAGCAUGCAGGACUUUAUAAUGGGUGAUCAGGGCGUAUUGUUUCUCUUUUCGAUAGAAAGCAUGGCGACUUACGACAUGUUUGACCGAAUACGUGCUGAAAUGAGAAGUAAUAAUUUUUUGUAUAUGCAAGAAAUCUAUGAGAAAUCAUUAAAAAAAAUCAAAUCUUUGUGUCACAAAGAUCUUUACCAAAGCUUAAACGAUGGAACAAUAUCUCGAAAUUUUAAUGCAGAGGUUUAUUUUCCAAAGUUAUUGUGGAGGAAAGACCCAGGGAGUUCUGCAAUUGCUUUGUGUUCUGAAGCCACUGGGAAUUGUUUGUACAGCUCCAUGUCCCUGCUUCUUGUUGGCGACAACACACUGGUUGACGAGCUGCGACAUUUAACUUCGUUAGAACUUUUUCUUCACCCUGAGGUAUAUAGUAAGCAUCCUGUUUUAGUUUCUUGCUAUGAAAAACAUCAAGGUAAGUCAUUUAAAUCUUUUAAUUGUAUUUUACAUAUGAGCAUGUCUUUUUCUGCAACUGAAACUGGUGUAACACCAAUAGACUUUGUGAGAAAUGAAGCUGUUUUGAACUGUACUAACCAGACUUGGUGUAGUUUGCUGUGCAUGUUUGCUUUGUCUACGGUAACAUUAAAAAACAUCUUUUCCUAUUUCCCUGACUGUGGUGAUGAGAGAGAUAAACUUUUAUUUAACUGCAAAAUUGAACCCAUGUUUACAUCAUUAAACGAUAAAGUUACUGAUGCUCAUAUUUUGUUUUGUCUGCAAGGUGUUCAUGCAGAAUGUGGUCAGACUUUUAAAGCCAACCAUUUUGUGCCAGUAUUAUUUCUUCCUAAUGGUACCAAAAGGAAACUAAUUCAACAUUCCAAAAAAAUCUUGCCGCAGUCUAAAAAACCCUGUUUGUUCCCAAAAGAUGGGAAGGUACAAUCAAAGUUGUCGUUUUGGACAGACCAGCGCAGCGACAAACUUAUUUUGCCUACUUGUAAGAAAAAAGACUUACCCCAAAUAAAAGAGGAGCACAAAACUGUUGUUGAUGUUUCUUCCAUGCCUCCUUUUGCUGGUAGUAGUAAAGUUAAUUCAGAUACUGUUGUUUGUGAUAGUGCAUUGUCCAAUGCACCAGACACAACUACUAGUCAUCCUCUGUGUUCAUCUUUAAACUAUCCUCAAACUUAUUUUGAUGUCUCAGAUUACACAGAUAAAGUUUUUCAAAUAAAGGAUGAUCCAUUAAAAGUUCAUGAACUUAUCCAAAAUGUUUAUAAACCUGAUCAUUCUUAUAAAUUUCCGAAAACAAAUAGGUCUUUUCGUUUUGAGUGGUUAACAAAGUUUUCCUGGUUAUGUUAUUCACCCAAGGUUGAUGGAGCUUAUUGUCUGCCAUGUGUUUUGUUUGGACACAAGUUUUCUUCCAAAUUAAGUAAAAUUAAAAAACUGUUUUCUGAACCUUUUAAGUACUGGCCUGAUGCUUGUGCCAACUUUGUGAAACAUGAGUCAAGUACUGGCCUUCAUGCUUACACAUCUGCUACGUUUACUAGUUUUAUGGCUAACUAUUUUGGUAAUUCUCAGCCGAUUGAUGUGCUUCUUGAUACUAACCAUCAGAAGAAAAUUACUGAGAACAGAAAGAAAUUGAUACCAAUUGUUCAGGCCAUUAUUUACUCUGGUAGACAAGGGCAUGCUUUAAGAGGUCACCGUGAUGACUCACAAUAUCAUGGUGAAUUAGGAGAAUUUUCUGGUGGUCGGGUAGGAAAUUUUGUUGAACUUUUGAAUUUUAGAGUACAAGGUGGAGAUACAGCUCUUGCUGACCAUCUUAAAACUUGUCCCAAAAAUGCUACAUACAUUUCUAAAACUACCCAGAAUGAAUUAAUCAACUGUUGUGGAUCUGUAAUUUUAGAUGAAAUAAUCCAAGAAGUAAAAUCAAACACUUUCUUUUCUAUUCUGGCAGAUGAAGCUGCUGAUUUAUCUAAUAAAGAGCAAAUGUCCUUAGUUUUACGUUUUGUUGACAGUAAUUUGAAUAUACGUGAGGAGUUUGUUCAAUAUAUUCAUCGUGAUGAGGGGCUGGCAGGUAAAGACUUGAAGUCUGUUCUCUUAAAGUCACUUCAUAACCUGACUUUAAAUAUUAAGGAUUGUCGGGGUCAAGCAUAUGAUGGUGCAGGUGCUGUUGCUGGGUAUAAGAAUGGACUUUCUGCCCAUAUUCUUAAUUUAAAUAAAAAGGCUAUAUAUGUUCAUUGCAACAGUCAUCGUUUAAAUUUAGCAGUUGGAAAAUCUUGUACAAUCAGCUUAGUUGCCCAUGUGAUGGCUAAAAUAAAACACAUUUCCUAUUUCUUUAACUAUUCUCAAAAAAGACAGCAAUCCCUUAUGAUUAACAUAGAUAAAUAUAGUCCGACUUCUAAAAAAACUAAAUUAAAGGAUGUUUGCCGUACUCGGUGGGUUGAACGAAUUACUGGUUUAGAUCUCUUUCAAGAGUUAUAUGUGCCUAUUUAUAUUACUUUGGAAGAGAUGAAAUUAAACUUAAAUCGGCAGUUCAAUUAUGACACAUCAAAACAAGCUGUUGGUUUUUUUCACCAAAUAGCUAAUUUUGAAUUUCUUGUCACUCUGGUGAUCACAAGGAACGUAUUUGACAUAACACUUCCAGUUACUCAAUUGCUACAAAAUAGAACAAUUGAUGUUAUGGACAGCAUAGAGCUUAUUCAAACAUUAAAAAAUGUUCUCCUUCAAACCAGAAAUAAUGUGGAACAUUUUCAUGAUAGGUGGUAUGAGGAGGCUCUUUCUCUUUGUGAAAAAGUAGGAAUUGUGGAGGAGAAGAAAAGGACUGUUGGAAGGCAAACCACAAGAGAUAAUCAUCCUUCUUUUUCAACUUCUGAUUACUAUAAAAAAUCAGUUACUAAUCCUCUUUUAGACCAUUUAAAUAGUGAAAUGAAGAAUCGUUUUCAACUGUUUUCUCUAAAUGCUUAUAAUGGCCUAUGCAUUGUUCCAGCAAAAAUGGUUUCUUUGAUUUCUGGAGGUAAAACAAACUGGAAGGAGAAAUUCAAGUCUUUUGUCUCUUUCUAUGAAGAUGACCUUCCAAAUAUACUUGGGCUUAAUGCUGAAUUAGAAAUUUGGGAGAAGUAUUGGAUUGAUUUUAAAGGAAAUAGACCCCAAACUAUUGCUCAAACGUUGAAGUCUAUUAAUCUAAAUGUCUUUGUUAAUUUGCAUGUGGCCCUAAGAAUUUUAGCCACUAUUCCUGUCACCACAUGUGAAUGUGAACGCUCUUUCUCUGCUAUGAGAAAACUUAAAAAUUAUACUCGCACUACUAUGGUAUCUGAACGCCUCAACGGGCUAGCGCUUAUGUAUAUUCACAAAGAAAUAGUGCCAGAUGUUGAUAAAGUUUUAAAUAAAUUUGCUAAAGAUAAAAGAAGACUUGAAUUAAUAUAAAUUUUUCCACUAUACAAUCUAGAACAAAUUAAUGAAUAAAUAAAUAAAUAAUUAAAUCUUACCCACUCCUAAUUGAAAAAAAUAGUAACCAUUUAUAUAAAAUAAAUUCCCUUUCCUCUUGUUUACGUUGUGUCUUUAUCUUUCUGCAGGUUCAGCUUGCUCCGGCUGAUAGUACCUGUUCUAGGAGCCCCCUGUCAGGGGCUUUAAUAACUUUCUAUUUUUAUAUCAAUUCCUUUUCUUUAACCCCCCCCCCCCUUUUCCGAGUUCGGCUUGC
Molecule: messenger RNA, 4098 nt
Organism: Hydractinia symbiolongicarpus
Lineage: Eukaryota; Metazoa; Cnidaria; Hydrozoa; Anthoathecata; Hydractiniidae
Product: 52 kDa repressor of the inhibitor of the protein kinase-like
Exons: 2
Coding region: 432-3824 (1130 amino acids)
Molecular function (GO): protein dimerization activity
Source: RefSeq, a predicted model, not a curated record